GGGGGGAUUCGAGAAACAGGGAGGGAGGGAGAAGAAGAAAAGAAGAAUUACAAGGGCGGUUUUCCGAGCCGUUGAAUCUUCUUUUCUGUUCAUCAUUUUCAUGCUCCCCGAUCUCUCAUCGGUUCACUCGUACUCAACAAUCAGAUUCAGAUCCUUCGCGUUACCUAUUUCGCAUGUCAGAUUGUUGAGGAAAUUUGAAAUAACCUUUCCGAUGUAGUUAACUUGCUACAAGUCUAAUUGGGUUGAUUACUACCCAAUGUGACCUGAUCAGAAUCUUGUUUUCUCCUUCACUCCCAGCACCAUUAAAGGUUCUCAAAAUGCCAGUGACCCUUCUCAAUGGUCCUCUCCAUGCUGAUUAUGAAGGAGAUAAAAGAUUCAACCAAAAACCUCCCAACAAAAGACGUGUUUUUAUCCAAACGGAAAACGGAUGUGUCGUAGGAAUGGAAUUAGAAAGAAACGACAACGCCCAUACGCUAAAAAGAAGAAUGCAGUUAACCCUAAACCACCCAACAGAUCAAACUUCAUUAACCUUCGGUGACAAGGUUUUAAACCACGAUCUUUCCGCCAUAAAACACGAUUCCGCCCUUUUUCUCACCAAAAACUUAAUCCACCGAAGCUCUUCAACUCCAUGUCUGUUACAAACACCAAGAUCCCUCCAACAAAAAGAUCAAAGUGGUGUUAUCGAGAUCAUUGGUCUUCACACCCAUUCUACCCAUUUCACCAAAACCAAUCAGCUCGUGGAAGAAAUCAUUACAGCCUUGAAAAACGAAAUCGACCCGAUUAGUGUAAACGGCGGAUUAGGUGGCGCGUAUAUUUUCAGAAACAUCAAAGGUCAAAGUAUCGCGAUUGUAAAACCCACAGAUGAAGAACCGUUUGCACCGAACAACCCUAAAGGGUUCACCGGAAAACUUCUGGGACAACCGGGUUUUAAACAAUCCGUACGGGUCGGGGAAACCGGAUUCCGGGAAGUGGCGGCUUAUCUUCUAGAUCAUGACCAUUUCGCCGGAGUGCCCUUAACGUCUUUGGUAAAAAUCACCCACUCAAUUUUCAACCUCAACGACUCUGUAAAUGGAAGCAAGGUUCAAAACAAGAAAAGAGUUAACCUUAACGUUAACGUUAGCAAGAUUGCAUCUCUCCAACAAUUCAUCCCUCAUGAUUUUGAUGCGAGUGAUCAUGGAGCUUCAAGUUUCUCUAUCUCUGAUGUACAUAGAAUCGGAAUCUUGGAUGUUAGAAUCUUGAACACGGAUCGACAUGCGGGAAAUUUGCUUGUUAGAAAGGUGAAUGAUGGGAAUUUUGGUGAGGUGAAGCUGAUUCCGAUCGAUCACGGCCUUUGUCUUCCGGAAUGCUUGGAAGACCCGUAUUUUGAAUGGAUUCAUUGGCCGCAAUCAUCAAUUCCGUUCUCGGAUUCCGAACUUGAAUAUAUACAAUCCCUCGAUGCCGUUCGUGAUUCCGAGAUGCUAAGAACGGAAUUACCGAUGAUCCGGGAGGCGUGUUUACGGGUUUUGACACUUUGUACUGUUUUCCUAAAAGAAGCGGCGGCUUUUGGGCUGUGUUUGGCGGAGAUCGGAGAGAUGAUGAGUCGGGAAUUUAGAUGUAACGAUCAAGAACCGAGUGAGCUUGAAGUUAUAUGUUUAGAAGCAAUGAGAGAAGUGGUGGAUAAUGAUUCAAAGAAUAAAUCUUUUUCUUGCAUGCAAUGGGGGUUAAGGAAGAAAGGUGGUGGGAAUGGGCGGGCGAGGGGGGCGGAGGUUGUGGGUGUCCGGAGUAGUGCGGAGGAGUUGGUGGGGACGCCGGCGAGUUUUGUGAAGGUGGGGGAAAUGGAAGAAGGGGAGUGGUGGGAUUUUCUUGACAAGUUUCGGGAGCUUGUGGGCCCCGCUUUGGCUACUAGGAAAGUGUCAAGGGUAAGCGUCAGGAACAAUUUACGGGUGGGGGGUUCUUGUCAGUUUUGACUUUUUAUGGACUUUGUUGUGGGGGUUUGACUUUUGACAUGUCUUAAUAUGGAGGUGUGCAAGUAUACAGACGUUUGUAUGUGGUCUUGAGGAAUAUAAUAGUAUUAGUUAAUAAUAAAAUAAACACAACUUUUGAAGUGAAUCGUUCUCUUUCUCUUUUUUAUAAAUUGUAUUUUAAGAAUCUUUUGUGGUGA
Molecule: messenger RNA, 2140 nt
Organism: Lactuca sativa (garden lettuce)
Lineage: Eukaryota; Viridiplantae; Streptophyta; Magnoliopsida; Asterales; Asteraceae
Product: phosphatidylinositol 4-kinase gamma 6
Source: RefSeq, a predicted model, not a curated record